This is a messenger RNA of Hemibagrus wyckioides, 3119 nucleotides long. RefSeq names its product v-Ki-ras2 Kirsten rat sarcoma viral oncogene homolog (gene kras). The transcript has 6 exons. Lineage: Eukaryota; Metazoa; Chordata; Actinopteri; Siluriformes; Bagridae. Gene Ontology annotation, cellular component: plasma membrane. The record is from RefSeq and is a predicted model, not a curated record. Bases 382 to 951 code for a protein of 189 amino acids. Gene Ontology annotation, biological process: Ras protein signal transduction. Gene Ontology annotation, molecular function: GDP binding; GTPase activity; GTP binding.
GGUUCAUAAUACACUAGAUGCAGGCUACAUUACAUUAGCAAAUACAUCCUUAUUAUAGUACACUGUUUAACAUAAUAGACUAAAAUCUGAGAGAGAGAGAGAGUGUUCUGUAUUAUAUACAGUAUAUAUUAAUGUGUGGUUAUCAUGUGUUAUUGAUAGACUAUUGAUUUGGACUGUUUAUAAGCACAGCUCCCCGUAGGCAAGGCUCAUCAUUAAAAUGAUGCAAGCUGACGCUGAAGAGAAACCGGUUGCACAGCUAAUGUACGUAUUUUAGGCAUCUUUCAGCUCAUAUAUAAGAAGUACAGACACCUACUGAGAGAGUGAGAGAGAGAGAGAGAGAAAGAGAAAAAAAAACAUUGUGCAUUGGUGGCUGGGUGAAGAAUGACGGAAUAUAAGCUGGUGGUGGUCGGAGCUGGAGGCGUUGGAAAAAGUGCUCUCACCAUCCAGCUCAUCCAGAACCACUUUGUAGAUGAAUAUGACCCUACUAUAGAGGACUCGUACAGGAAGCAGGUGGUGAUUGAUGGAGAGACAUGUUUGUUGGACAUCCUGGACACAGCAGGUCAGGAGGAGUACAGCGCCAUGAGAGAUCAGUACAUGAGGACAGGGGAGGGCUUCCUCUGUGUCUUUGCCAUUAAUAACACCAAGUCUUUUGAGGACAUUCACCACUACAGAGAGCAGAUAAAGAGAGUGAAAGACUCCGAGGAUGUUCCCAUGGUGCUGGUGGGAAAUAAGUGUGACCUGCCAUCCCGCACAGUGGAUACCAAGCAGGCUCAGGAUUUAGCACGUAGCUAUGGAAUUCCUUUCAUCGAGACCUCAGCAAAAACGAGACAGAGAGUGGAGGAUGCCUUUUACACUCUGGUCCGGGAGAUCAGGCAAUACAGACUGAAAAAACUCAGCAAAGAAGAAGAGACGCCAAGGUGCAUCAAGCUUAAAAAAUGUGUUGUGAUGUGAGUGGGGGGGUAGAUGAUGCCUUUUAUACUUUAGUUCGGGAAAUCCGGAAGCACAAGGAGAAGAUGAGCAAGGAAGGCAAGAAGAAAAAGAAGAAGUCCAAGACAAAGUGUAUACUAAUGUGAAUAAUGCCUCCGUUUCAGUAUCGACUCUGAACAGCUGAAAUAUUAAGGAACUGCAUUUUGUACAUUACACUAAAUUAUUAGCCUCUUCAGAGUACAGAAUGGAUCCCUAUUUUCCUUCAUUUGCUAUCUUACAAACAAGCUCUUCCUUGUCUAGUGCCAGAUGCCCCAAUGUGUUGGUCCUGAAUUACUUUGUAAUGCCGAAUUACAGCCAACAAUGAAAUUGUGUUGCCGAUAGAUUAGAUACAUUUUUCUCUGGGUAUUUUUCCUCCAUACUCACCUAGAGCUUGUGGUUUAGCAGAUGGACAGAGAAUAGAAGCAACUAGCUUUCUGUGCUGCAGAAUCCUAAGGAUUAAUGAAUGUUUCAGUACGAGUUAGAUCUGUGGAGGAGUGUUUUGUGCAGUAUAAAUGAAAGGACAUCCAGUUGAAUAUUGCAGUUUGCCACACAUAAUACUAAUAGCACAGUGAACUUUGCAUAUAAGUAAGUUCCUGUUCCAUAUUCAAUUUAUUUCAUUUAAUAUUGUACAGGAUUGACCCCAUCAUUCUUCAAUCUGAUUUGGUUAUAUGAUGUAAUGAACAGUAUAUAUCCUUAUAUGAUAUUCCUAUGUAGGACCAACACUAUUUGGGGUAAUAUUUUGAUAUCUCCACCACUGUGUAACAGAUGGUUUGCCUAUCUGGGAUGUCAGAUUUAUAUUAACCUGCAUGUGAACGUCCAUUGUAGUCAACUUUGAUAAUGUGUGUGGAUGGUAACCUCUUUAACCCCGAUCAGCGUUUUCAUUUGCAUGCUGUUCUUUGUGUAAUUUCCUUAGAAAGGCAAGGAAAUGUUUAAAUACUGUGUUUAAAACAGGGCCCUGUUUUCCGGGUGGGAAAAUCCUUACCCAGUCGAGUGUUUUGGUUUAUUAUUUUUUUUUCCUUUGGAGACGUUUCUUACACAGUGUUCUGUUUAAUUUAAUGAUUGUCCACAUUGAAUUAGCAUAGUGAUUAAUGAUAAUAGCUAGAAUUUAAGACUAAAUGCUACACUAGAGUAAAAAUCGGUCUAGAUGGUGGGUUUCCCAGUCUUCUUCUUAUAGUUUGUGAUUAUUGAAGUUGUAAUGUUUGAGCAUCCAGCAGAGGCUUUUUAAGGAUGAGUCUGUUCCGCAGUAUGUGAUUUUUUUUUUUCCCCUGUUGUGUCCAGCCAAAUGCUUUUUUUUUUAAAUCAAAAUAUAACCAACCACUAAGAAUAAUUUCAGUAAUAGUAUUGAAUAUUGUUUCUCUACUGAUCAGAAAAAUUAAACAAAGGCCAACACAUGACUUAUGCCUCAAACAGCUGCAUAAAUGCCGUUGUAGGGAGACACAACUGACAGCCCAACACUUCUGCCUUUUUCUUGUUAAUUUAAACCCAAAAGGCUGGUGUGUAAAACAAAAUGAAGGUCAAUGCCGACAAAAACAAAUGUAAUUUCAGAGAUCUGUUAAAAACAGCGUUGCCUUUUCGUAUUUAUCGUUUUGUUUUUUUCUCUCUCUCUCUCUUGUAAUCACAGAUCCUUAAUCAGUGCUUUUUCAUUUAUUCCAUCAUAUUAUAUGAAUGAAAUGGCCUGGUCUAUUACUAAUGCUGCAUCUUUAAAGAGGCAAACACAUUAAAAUAAAUAAAAAAAACUUCAGGAUAACUGUUAUUAUGCAAUGUUAAUCCAGGUAAAGGCUGUUUUAAGCUGUUCUGUUACCUCUGUCCCAUUAAGAUAUGGUAACUUGAUUUCUCGCUGUAAUCAAUUUAGCCGUCUUUUUUUUUUUUUUUUGGUGUCUCUCCCCAUCGCACUCUUAUUUUGUCUCUCGCUCUCUCGCUCUCUCUCUCUCUCUCGCUCUCUCUCUCUCUCUCUCUCUCUCUCUCUCUCUCUCUCUCUCUCUUUUGUUUGUGGUGUGCCAAUGGAGAAAGUUCUUAAAAUACUUCAUGUAUACCUGGAGUGUAUUUUAACAACCUUUGUACAGUUGUGAUACAGAAAGAUGCAUAUUUUGUAAAUUGUGCUUUAGGUGUUUUUUUUGUUUUGUUUUUUUGUUAAUAAAUGUCACUUUAAUAGA